GCGCAUGGAGGACGCACCGCUCGCCACUUCCACCUGACCUCAGAAGACGCGGUUGGGAACGAGCUGCGAGGCGCCAGGGUCCCGCCGCCGGGAAAGCCCAACUCGUUUGACCGCCUUGGGAAGAAGCGCUGGAUUUGGACGCAGACCGUCUUCCCGAGGAGCCACAGACAAUGCCGGUGGUCAAAGUGGAGAAAGACUCUCCGCCUGACACGUACUCAGCGGCCCCCGACCCACCGGAAGAGCAGCCCCGAGGUCGGCGCAGGAAAAGACCCCUGCAGCGAGGCAAGCCGCCCUACAGCUACAUCGCCCUCAUCUCCAUGGCCAUCGCCAACUCCCCUGACCGCAAGCUGACGCUGGGGGGCAUCUAUAAGUUCAUCACGGAGCGCUUCCCCUUCUACCAGGACAACUCGAAGAAGUGGCAGAACUCGAUCCGCCACAAUUUGACGCUCAACGACUGCUUCAUCAAGAUCCCCCGGGAGCCGGGGCGCCCGGGGAAGGGCAACUACUGGGCCUUGGACCCCAACGCCGAGGACAUGUUCGAGAGCGGCAGUUUUCUGCGGCGCAGGAAGCGCUUCAAGCGGUGCGACCUCAGCACCUACGCCUCGUAUGUGCACGACAACCCGAUUUUCACGCCGGUCCAGAUUGCGAGGCCGGCAGCAUACUCCAACGCGGUGUACCCCAACAUGACCGUCAGUCCGUCCUACGGGCAGCAGUUGCCCUCGGCCUACUACCCGUCCCCGUCGCCCCCCGGAUUCGGCCCGGCUCAGACUCACAUGUUCAGCAUCAACAACCUGAUCGGACCUCCGGCCGGCAUGCUGGGAGCUCAGGGGCCAGACGGAAUGCCGCAGUCCGCUCGCAGCUUCACCCCCGAGGGGAUCCACAACGGGCCCGGCCCCUGUAGUCUGGCACCGCCGGUUUUCCAGAGCCAGACGUGCGGAGGGGCCGCCCCGCCCCGCUCCACCACUUCCGCGCACCCGGGGUUCGCCUAUUCCGGACAGAGCGGCCACCCGCACCACCACCACGCCACCCCACACGGCCCCUACGGACAAGGCCACAGCCAACUGUACGCCGCAUCCGGUCGCGUGGCCUCCUCGGGCGAGACGGCGGACCACUACGGCAGGGUCUCGCCAGUGCAGCUGGGGUCUUUCUCUCAGUACAACAGCGCCAAUGCAGGGGGUUACCUGCGACACCAGCCCUACACUGGGAACAUGGACAGAUUUGUGUCUGCUAUCUGACAGCUGAGAGCGUAAAACACACUGAAAAGCUACUACUUCCCAUGACUUUUACCACUAAACUGCCCUCGUCUUUAUACUUCAAGAUAUUCGACUCGGACAUUGUAAUUCUAGGAUGUCCACGCUUUUGAUUCCAGGAGCCAUAUACAGAACAAUCUAAUCUUCAUUUUUAAUUUAUUUGACAUGCUAAAACCCCUCCAUCAGUGUGUGUAAUGAUAUGCUCAGGAAAUCAAAUCUCUACAUUUACAACAAAAACAAGCGCAAUAUGUACUAAAGAAAGUAGAAAGUAGCGCAAACAAUCACGAUUCACACUAUUUGCUGCUGUAACUAAAUUAAUAGAAUUGUUUUUAUUAUUUUAGUUGUAAAUAGUUACUUUGCUCUAUUUUAAAAAAAAAACAAAAAAACUAGAAAAGCUUUAUAUAAAACCAAUGUGAGAACUAUGUCUCUUCUCCUGCCUUGCCAUCCAGCACUGAAAGUGAGUACAAUUAAGGCAAACGACACAAGGCCAUAUCAAUGGGUAAUUAUGGUAUAUGCAACGGGCCGUGAAAAACUGUCAACUUGCCACAAAUGGCCCGCGCGCCGUAGUUUGGACACCACUGUCAUAAUUUACAAUUGUAACAAAUGUUUCCUGGUCGGACGCCCUUCCUGACAUCAACCGCAGUUUUAGCGGUGGGCCGAGCCUUUGGUCCUCCAAGACCUAAUUUGUGUACCCCUAUACACUCGGGGUACAGGGUUCAGUUAUAUGGCGCUGACAAACCACCACUCACAGACUAGUUUAUAUAAAACAUUAGCUAGAAAUUCCUACCACCCCCUCCACCCCAACGUCAAACCCAGCGCACCCAAACAUUCUGUAAGAUAUUUCUUAUGCAUUCCAGAGGACCAUAAAAAAAAAGAUAUAUAAUAAUAAUAAUAAUAAUAUUAAAAACCCGUGAUUCACCGCCUUAACCUGACAACCCAUUUUUCAUGUGGGUCAUUGUGAGCUCCGCAAAGAAAAUGUCCUCUUCGCGGCAUAUAAGUGUAAAUAACACCUUGUGAGCAUCUUUAUGGACACGUUUUGAUUCUCUUUAAUACCGGUAAAAAAAAUUGUAAGUUAUUGGGCUUGAUGGUCAAAGGCUUUGCAAUAAGUGGCUUGGUUUGAAGAACGUAGCAUGUGUGGUGUUGCCGAAAAAAAAAAGAAAUGUACAAAAAUUGCAAAUUUUGUAAAUUGUAUAACA
Phycodurus eques (leafy seadragon) is the source of this 2446-nucleotide messenger RNA. It is a transcript of the gene foxe1, whose product is annotated as forkhead box E1. The record is from RefSeq and is a predicted model, not a curated record. Bases 171 to 1235 code for a protein of 354 amino acids. Gene Ontology annotation, biological process: anatomical structure morphogenesis; cell differentiation; regulation of transcription by RNA polymerase II. Gene Ontology annotation, molecular function: DNA-binding transcription factor activity, RNA polymerase II-specific; RNA polymerase II cis-regulatory region sequence-specific DNA binding. Lineage: Eukaryota; Metazoa; Chordata; Actinopteri; Syngnathiformes; Syngnathidae. The transcript has 2 exons.